Rhea pennata is the source of this 1588-nucleotide messenger RNA. RefSeq names its product RNA binding motif protein X-linked 2 (gene RBMX2). Gene Ontology annotation, biological process: mRNA splicing, via spliceosome. The transcript has 5 exons. The record is from RefSeq and is a predicted model, not a curated record. Gene Ontology annotation, molecular function: RNA binding. Gene Ontology annotation, cellular component: U2 snRNP; catalytic step 2 spliceosome; precatalytic spliceosome. NCBI's taxonomy places the organism in Eukaryota, Metazoa, Chordata, Aves, Rheiformes, Rheidae. Bases 42 to 983 code for a protein of 313 amino acids.
CGCGUGGGGGGAGGGGGAAGUGUCCUUUUGCUUCGGUGUUAAUGGUGCCCGUCGCCCCCAGCCCACUGACGAAGGUGAAGCUAAUCAACGAGCUGAACGCGCGGGAGGCGGAGCUGGGCGUGCAGGAGGCUGUGUCGUGGCACGCCGAGUACAAGGACAGCGCCUGGGUCUUCGUGGGCGGGCUGCCCUACGAGCUGACCGAAGGGGACAUCAUCUGUGUGUUCUCACAGUAUGGAGAAGUUGUGAACAUUAAUCUGGUGCGGGACAAGAAGACAGGAAAGUCCAAAGGCUUCUGCUUUCUUUGUUAUGAAGACCAGAGAAGCACUAUUCUUGCUGUUGACAACUUUAAUGGAAUCAAGAUAAAAGGAAGGACGAUCCGAGUGGACCAUGUGGCAAACUAUCGCCCCCCCAAAGACUCUGAUGACUUAGAUGAUGUCACCAAAGCCCUCCGUGAAAAGGGCUGUGGAGUUAAAACGCCACCUCAUACUUCAUCUGAUUCGUUGUCAGAAGAUGACAGUGUGCCAGUAAAAAAGAAAAAAGAUAAAGAGAAAAGCAGGCAAGAACAGCAAAAGCAGAGCCUGCAUGCUGGGAAGAGGGCUGUGUCUGCAGAGGAAUUGCAUCCAAGAAUCAAAAUUAAAAAGGAGAAAGAAGAUCCUGCCUAUGACCAGUAUGCCAAUGUGAAUCAGCAGUCCUGGAAUGGGUCUGAGAGGAAAUAUGUGAGCAGGACCCAGCGGGAAGAGGAAGAGCAGAGGCACCAGAGAGCUUCAGAGAGAAGAAGGGAAAAGAGCUGCCAGGAACAGCGGGGACAAAACAGCCUGCGGAAAGAGAGAGGAGAGACUGGCAGAAAGGGUGAAGGCCGCAGCAGCAGACGAGAAGAGUGUCUUGAGGGAACCAGAUCCAGGGACCACCGGGAGAGCAGUGCCAGAGAGCCCCAUUCCAGGCACAGAGAGCCAAGUACCACUAGGAAUUCCAGCCACCACUGAGCUGUGGGGUGAGCAGUACCUGGGGCCACGGCUGCUCCAACUAAACAGUUGGAGUGUGUUCCCUGAACCUAGCUCAAAGCCUGCGUGAAGCUUCCUUAUGCCUCUGUGAGGAUGCCACAGCUAGACUGCUAGUUUCCACUAGUUCUAGCUUUGUUUCUCAUUCCAGCUCUCAGAUAAAGAGUCUCCUCCUUGUUCCUGGUGCAGUCUGGGAUGUGAAUUUUGUUGUCUUCUUGUUCAGCCCUUCUGUGCUGUGUUACCUUGCAGCAUUAAUGGUGGAUGGCCUUGCAGACAUGUAGCUGGUUUAAGCCAUUCACUGUGACAUGAAAACAAUCACUGGGCUGCUGGUGUCCCCUAAGAAGUUGGCAGACCUGGCAGAACUGUUUUCCAGUUGUCCCUCUGCUGUUACACUCACUUUCUCAUCUUUCGCUGCAGUCAAUGAGAGAUUGGUGGGAAUCUUUUAGGCCUUACACACACUGGCUUUGUCUCCUGAGCUCAUCCUGUCUAUCUGCCUGCUUCUGUAAUGAAUCUCAAGGAUGCGUUGUUGAGUCAGGGCUAUUUAUUGUUUUUUUAAAUGUCCCUUAAUAAAACUGAUAAAUUAACUGAAA